UAAGGUUUUGCAAAGUGGAGUAGUCAGUAAUUAUAAUAUUUGCAAUAAUUUAAAUAAAUAGGAUAUAUUUCUAAGAUUUCUUGUGGUCUAUUGCGUCUGUGAAUUAAAAAAAUGGGCAAUGAAAACUCAAUUCCGAUGGAACUUUGUUCAAACUCCCGUGUUAACUGCCUUGAUUUUAAGGUGGAGAACUUCGACGCGGACGAGAUCCGGCGACUGGGCAAGCGCUUCCGGAAGCUGGACCUGGACAACUCGGGCGCGCUCUCCAUCGACGAGUUCAUGUCGCUGCCGGAGCUGCAGCAGAACCCGCUGGUGCAGCGCGUCAUAGACAUAUUCGAUGCCGACGGCAACGGGGAGGUGGACUUUAAAGAGUUCAUCCAGGGCGUGUCGCAGUUCAGCGUGAAGGGCGACAAGCUGUCAAAGUUGCGGUUCGCGUUUCGUAUCUACGACAUGGACAACGACGGCUACAUUUCCAACGGGGAACUGUUUCAGGUGCUCAAGAUGAUGGUGGGCAACAAUCUGAAGGACACGCAGCUGCAGCAGAUCGUGGACAAGACGAUCCUGUUCGCGGACAAAGACGAGGACGGCCGCAUCUCCUUCGAGGAGUUCUGCGACGUGGUGGGCAACACCGACAUACACAAGAAGAUGGUGGUCGACGUGUAGGCCUCCGCCCGGGACUCCGCCCGCGGCCCUCCGCCCUCGGCCCUCGGCCACAUCACCACCUCUAUCUGUCUGCGGUUUUAAAUAUGCCGAUUACAAACAUUUCAUUUGUCCCCGAAAAAUCCUUAUGGAUCUUUGCCAUUAUAGCUUGCACCCGAAAGCGUUACCACCUCACAUGAGUCUCAGAUAGUCUUAAUAUAGUCACAGAAUUUCUAUUUACUAUUUUAUUUUACUAUAAGGAAAUAAAAAAUGAAUCUUUCCGUAAGUAAAUGCGAUGGGAAAGUUUCGCGCGGUGUAAAACUUGCACCUAUAUGUAGUACAAGACAGAGUUCGCGCGCGGCAACACUCGCGUCGGACCGUUAUUACAAAUUAUAUCAUUUUCCAUUUUUGAAACAAAAAAAAUUUAUACAAUUAACGUGGUUUGUGCUUUAUAGUUAAUAUAAUAAUAUUUGAUUAAAGCGAGCUACGUAAAUGUUGUUUGUGUAGUUAAAGUGAAGUCAGCGAGCAGCGCCGGCUGCGGCGCGAGUUCAUACACUAAGAUAAUUUAAUUUUAGGACUUUCAUUAAUUUAGUACAUUCUAGUAUAAUUCAGAAACUAUACGUAGACAAAUCAGAGAUGUAUUUUUAUUAUUUCGUUGAGGUAAUUUUAAUCGGUAUUGUUAUUUAGUAUUUUAUUUGUCCGGACGUCGGAGGUCAAAAUGGAGUCCGACAGCGGCGAUAUCGUUGUAUCGCUUUUUAUAUUUUAUGGCAUAAUAUCUAUCAGAAGUUCAUCUCGCGAACUGCAUCUUCCUCUCUCCUGUGUUUGUCUGUCGCUCGCUCCUCACUCACAGACUCGACAAAUUUACAAACUACAUAUUCGAAUUAUUUGUAAAUUUUAAAUAAAUUCCUCACAAUACACGAUACAUUCGUACCAGGUAAUACGCUGGUGUAGUUUGACGCGACCAGAUCCACAUCCUGUACCGGCAUCCUUCAUCCUUCCUAAGUUCCUCUCCACAUCCUCACCCUGUCCUUGUCCGCAGGUGCUGUGUGCGCUGCGCUGACGCCGCACCGACAUCCUCCAGACAUCCUCCAGACAUCUUCCCGCCUCGCAACCGACACACUCAGAUAUGUCACCUCGCAAAGUGCUAGCUACUUCAUGAUCUAAACCACUUGCCACAAUAUACAGAUACUAUAUUUGUAAAAUAAUAAUGAUAGUAUUGGCCGCAUUUAUGUUGUGAGUUGUGUCAGAGGAACGAGGUGUCUCCAUCUCUCCAAGUACAAACUAAAAGUGAGUGUCCCUCUUUGCGGCGAGGUCGCGCCUGUUGAGUCUAAUUAGACUGAAAACGUCGCUCGUCACUGGAUUUUUAACCGGAGUAUUUACAAUUUAGACAUCUAUUAUAAGACAAGAUUUGAGACUUGUCUUGUUUUAGAUGUUUAUGUACAACUGACAUCAAAUUGAUUCAAACGCACACACAGAAUGUAACACAGAUAAUGCAGUUUGUAACAUCGGCUGUGGUGCGAGCGAGGCGCGGUCUCUCCCCGCCUGGUGCCACCUCCUACAACUAUUCUGAAUUUGAACUGAACAU
This is a messenger RNA of Papilio machaon (common yellow swallowtail), 2221 nucleotides long. It is a transcript of the gene CanB, whose product is annotated as calcineurin subunit B type 2. The transcript has 6 exons. Bases 112 to 660 code for a protein of 182 amino acids. NCBI's taxonomy places the organism in Eukaryota, Metazoa, Arthropoda, Insecta, Lepidoptera, Papilionidae. Gene Ontology annotation, molecular function: calcium ion binding; calcium-dependent protein serine/threonine phosphatase regulator activity. The record is from RefSeq and is a predicted model, not a curated record.